AUGGCGUCAUUAGCUUUGUGCUUAGUUUUAUUGGCAGUUCAUAAUAUUUUAGCAGCAGAACCCAGAAAUGAAGGGUUAAUGGAUAAGCUGAACAAUGGAAUGAAAUUUGCCAAAGACUUUUUGGGAUCAGAAUCAGUAGCUUUGAAAGUAGCAGAAUUUGUAGUACGUGCAUUUCAAGGUAAUAAAAAUCCUGAAACAAACAGAAGACACCCAUUGGAUGAUUUGAGCAACGAAAAUAAUGCUUAUGAAGAAAACACUGAGAAAAGUGGACCUCAUUCCGAAAUGAAUAAAACUCCAACUCCAAUGGCGCCCUUAAGACAUUUAGUUAAACUUUUUGGACUUCAACCAAACCAAAUAACUGCUGUGGCUGUCAAUGCACUCGUUUUUGUAGCACAAAUGAUUUCUACUUUUCUGUCGGGUCCCAAUCGUCCUUUAAAGCCGCGCUCUGACGAUCCUAUGACUUGGAUACUGAAUAAAAAUUCACGUAAAUUACAAGAGAUGAUUUCCGCUGCGAAAAAUGAAUCUUUACCGGACAACAUCGAACAUUUAAUUAAACGGCAAGGUUCUGAUGACGAAACGGGCUGCAUUCGUCUGUUGGUUUGUAAGAUUACUCCUUUUAUCGUGAGGAUGCAGGAGGCUGUUUUUGGUAACAACGGUCGCAACGAUAAAACUAAAUCGAAAGGAAAUGAGCAGCAAAGAAACGGAGUAGCUUCGGUAAUGUACCGCUAUCUACCGACGCAAGACGAAAUUAACGAACAUAGCGACAUCUGUGAACGACGUCACAGAGAUUGUAGCAUAGAAUAACAAUUUAUUAUUAUCAUUCGAGCACACUUAAGAUAAAAAUAAUUUUUGAUGUUACUUUAAUUUGAAUUUCCCUUUUGUUUUAAAAAUGAUCUUAAAUAUUUUUAAACGAAAGUAUGUCGAUUUGUGAGUCGGUUUAGCUUGAAGUUAAUUAGAGCGGUAGACAGUGGCCUGGCUGUGUUCCGAGCAUAGACCUAUAUAGUAGGGACACGACAUAUUGUUCUAUACGUACAAUUGCUUAUAUAAAUAGCACCCAUUUUGAAGGCACAUACAUAAACAUAUAUCUAUCUCGUUCUUACUCAGCACUUUAACUCGCAGGAAAACAAUAUAACAGUAUUUCAGUGCGUACAUAAAAUGAAACAUGAAUAUACGUAAAUAUCUCCGUCUCCGUCUAAUGAGGCCGAAAAUCCGCCAUGUUUAGCGCGCCAAAUGUCAUUGUCACGUCAGUUCGGCCGUCUGUUUUGGGUUGUACAUUAUUUAUUGACUAUGAUAUCGAUUUAAUACGAUUGAUUAUAUAAAAUUUCAUAAUUUAUCAUGCUUAAAACAUACAAAAAUAAUAACUAAAACGUAUUUUAUAGGAUCUCAAGAAAGUCGAUGUCCUAAAACUAUUAUCUAUAUGUAUUUAAAUUCAUUAUGGAGCCCUCAUCCGAAAAAUCCAUUUUUCGGUCGGAAUCUAUUGAUCAUGACACUAAUCAUAAAUACCACUUUAAAAUAUGUCAUCAAAACAUAUUUAGACAUUCUGUUUAGAUAUUUCGGGAAAAAGGCUACCGACAAAAUCUCUUCGGAACUAUUUAAAUAAAAUAGUUUUAUUCCACAGUGAGUAAAACACUAUUGUAAAUUUGUUAAAUUUUUAAUAAUUAAGUGAUUUUAGAGAGGAAGUCACAAGGAAUGACGUUUGUAAUUAAUGAAUAAAUGUUCUGUAGGUGUUUUUUUUUUCACGCGGUCCCUUGAUAAGUUUAAAAUUUGAAUCACUCUCAAGCGAAAGUGAUUCAAAUGGUGCGGCGCACCUUCCUUGGGGUGCGCUGCGGUAGUAUGUUACGGACUUUAGAGUCAGCAAAACAAUUAAAAUAGAUUGUAAUAGUCUAAGAAAAACACUUACUCAAAAUACGAUAACAUUUAGCAUGCUAGAAAUGGGCUGAUGGCUUUGAACUACGCCAUAUCUUUAUGUUUUGCGACAAACGACAACUUUAUAAAAUCAGUGUAGCAACUUUUAAAAAUCAUCAUAUCGUUUACUUGGCAAAUUCGAAGGACGAACUUGUCUUAGAUUUCACCCAUCUAAAUCAUAUCAUAUUUGCACAUAACAAUAUACCUACUUACUUCCCAUUAAAGUAUAAAUUCUACAAAUAAAUAAUACUCAACAAUAUUUAAAAUAAAAUGAGCCAAGAACGUUUAUCAAUAAAACCUGAUAACAUUGAAAUCUUUUGUACAGCACUAAAGCCGCCAUGUUUUGUGGCCAGAUGACGUCACAGUGGCACGAAAUUUUGGUUGACGUUUCAUUUCCAUAGGUUUCCUACUUCAUUGGUUCCGAGCAUUGCUGAUGUGCAUAAACGAGAAUACCUCCUUGCCUUAAUGUGAGCUGAUCGACUUCCUAUGAAGGCAAUCAAAACAAAAUAAAGUAAACAAAAGUUGCUAGAUUCAAAACUUAAAAACAUUAUUAUUUGUAGGUAUAACUUCUUAUACAUACUUUAAACGUAUAAAGCAGCGUUAGGAUUUCUUAUUUUCGUAUCGACCUAGCACAUUUUUUUCCCUACCUUUGCUGAUAGCCUUGAGAGGGUAUUUCAGCUUCGCGUUGACGUGUAGGUCAGCUCACGGAGCUUAAACCGGGAGUGUUGCUAACACUGGCCCUAGCAAGAGCAGUGCUUCGCAGAACCUACCACCAGAUCGGAAACGCGACCCACUGAGAAGAUCCGACGAGAAACUCUAUGGGUUAAUUUACUCGUCGCAAGCGACGGGUUCGGUGAAGACGAUGACCGGACCUAGCACUAAUAGAAGCGAAUCAUAAUCGCGCAGCCUCGACUUCUACAGCAAUGUUUCAUUAUUUCGCGAAAGUUUAGGAUAGGUGCGAAUUUCUUUUAUUUUUCAUAUUGUUUUGAUUACUUUAACUCACGAACAUUACAACGUUAGUCAGCACUAUCGUUCAAGAUAAUUCAGCAUUAAGCAAUUAUUUACAACAAAACGAAGAAGUACGGGUUCAGUAUAAAGUUAAGAAACCCACCCACCCCGUUUUUAGUGAAGUCAAUCUUUCUUGUGAAUACUAAUAAGUUUUUGUGAAUGCUAAUCAUCUUGUGGAAGCUAAUCAGAUUAGGAAUCAGCGAUAGAUUUCAAUUGGAAAAUAGUUAAGUGAGAAUUUAAACAUAGUGAAGCGGUCAGAAUGACAAAUUUAUACCUUCGAAUAAAUAAUCGUAGGUGUAGACAACUUCAUUCCUAAUAAGCACCUCGUAAGUCAUCAAAACGGGAUAAUAGCCAUAAUGAGAAAUACAUAUACUAUAUCUCAAGGUGUGUGGCGCAUUUACGUUGUAAAUGUCUAUGGGCUCCAGUAACCACUUAACACCAGGUGGGCUGUGAGCUCGUCCACACACCAAAGCAAUAAAAAAAAUGCAUAUUAAACUAAAUGAACUAAUCAUAAAAUAUACUAGUCGUUUAGACAAGUUAAUGUUUAGUGAACUCGCAAAGGAGGAGGUGACCGCGUCUCCUCGGGACCGCUGACCUCACGCGUCAUUUGAUUUUUAAUUAUCUUACAUUGCGCGCUACUCAAAACUUAAAACUUUGUGUGCAUACGCUUCCACCUUCCAUCUGAAUUUUCUGUAACAACUUCAGUAUAGGCUGCUUAGUAUCAACGGAAGCUAUUAUUAAAAAUAUCAGACGCAAUUAGUUUAAACACCGUGCCUAUAUAGCGAACAUGAGUCGUCUAUUAUCAAAGGUGGCAAUCUGUGCAUUUGGACAAAAAAAUGUUAUUGAUAUGUCAAUACAGAUUGAUUUGAAUAUAAUCGUCUCCUUCAAAGAAUACGGUUCAAAACCUGCAUUAAAUAAAGGUUAAUAGUGAACCUGUUAUUUAUCUAAGAUGUCGUUCCGAAGAGUUUUGUGACUGCCAAUGGAAUACAAAGUCAAUAAUUCGUUUUUCUGAUUUACCAAUCAUUGUCCAAAAGUCAGAUUGCCGGCUUUGAUAAUAGUCGACUCACAUGACUUUUGAAAAAAAACUUUACAAAUGUUUUACAAAAUAGCAACAACGAAAGCAAAACGCUUCUGACGUCUCUGAAAAUUUAUCGUUCUCAUUAACUUCAAUACGAAGACGAAAAGAAAGUGACCUAAAACAUAUAUUUGCAAAUAAAUAUAGGUAUAUAAAUUUGUAAGACGUAUGCUGUACAGUGGUUAGCGUCAUUUUCCCUGCGUCGCGGCGUUCAUGAGGAGAAAGUGAACGUGGGUUAAUGACCUCUCCCUGUUCCCCCGACACUCACACUUAACACUUUUAAAACGUGUCGCUAUCACUUCUUAUUGAUAUUGUAUACUCUUAAAAGGUACUCAUUAGGCUUUACAUUUUUUACUUGAUGAACCGUAUGGAAAUUAUCUAUAUAUUAAUACGCGAAGCAAAAACUUUGUACCCCCUUUUACGAAGAU
This is a messenger RNA of Bombyx mori (domestic silkworm), 4416 nucleotides long. RefSeq lists its product as uncharacterized. The record is from RefSeq and is a predicted model, not a curated record. Bases 1 to 804 code for a protein of 267 amino acids. The transcript is spliced from 3 exons. Lineage: Eukaryota; Metazoa; Arthropoda; Insecta; Lepidoptera; Bombycidae.